This is a messenger RNA of Fukomys damarensis (Damara mole-rat), 1253 nucleotides long. It is a transcript of the gene Atf5, whose product is annotated as activating transcription factor 5. Gene Ontology annotation, molecular function: RNA polymerase II transcription regulatory region sequence-specific DNA binding; DNA-binding transcription activator activity, RNA polymerase II-specific. The coding region runs from base 341 to 841 and encodes 166 amino acids. Gene Ontology annotation, cellular component: nucleus. NCBI's taxonomy places the organism in Eukaryota, Metazoa, Chordata, Mammalia, Rodentia, Bathyergidae. Gene Ontology annotation, biological process: regulation of transcription by RNA polymerase II. The record is from RefSeq and is a predicted model, not a curated record. The transcript is spliced from 4 exons.
UCUGUCCUCGGUCCCCGGGGCCGCCCCAUUCCCCGUCCUCGCAUCACGAUCUUUUUCUUACACUACCGCAGCGCCGUCACCGCCUGCGCACUCCCGGCCAUGGCUCUGUAGCCGCCACCCCUUUGUGCCCCCAGCAGUCUCCGCGCUCACCGCACCUUCGCUCCCGCUCCCGACUUCUUUCUUCAACCGAGGCCGCCGCCGCCUCUCCUUUCCACAGCCAUGGAGUCCUCCACCUUCGCCUCCGUGUCCGUCUCCAUCCAGCUGAACAACCUCUGGAGCCUCCUCCCUGCCGUCGGUGCUGCUUCCAUUGCUACUCGUGCUCAGCACCUGUGCCUCAGCCAUGUCACUCCUGGCGACCCUGGGGCUCGAGCUGGACAGGGGCCUGCUCCCAGCUAGCGGGCUGGGCUGGCUUGUAGACUAUGGGAAACUCCCCCUGGCCCCUGCCCCCCUGGCCCCCUAUGAAGUCCUUGGGGGAGCCCUGGAGGGCGGGCUCCCAGGGGGAGGAGAGCCCCUGGCAGGUGAUGGCUUCUCGGACUGGAUGACAGAGCGAGUUGACUUCACGGCCCUCCUCCCUCUGGAGCCCCCGCUGCCCCCAGGCACCCUCGCCGCCCGAGGGGACCGCAAGCAGAAGAAGCGGGACCAGAACAAGUCGGCGGCUCUGAGGUACCGCCAGAGGAAGCGGGCGGAGGGCGAGGCGUUGGAGGGCGAGUGCCAGGGGCUGGAGGCGCGGAACCGGGAGCUGAGGGAGCGGGCCGAGUCGGUGGAGCGGGAGAUCCAGUACGUGAAGGACCUGCUCAUCGAGGUGUACAAGGCGCGCAGCCAGCGCAUGCGCAGCAGCUAGGGGCGGGGCUUCGCUGCCCUCCACUUCCGGGCUGGGGUGGCAGGUCCCUCCCUCCCGAUUUUAGGCUUUCGUCCUCUUUUUGCCUUUCUGAUUUUUACCCUCCCCACCCCAAUCAGUGAUGUUCGGCUUUGGUGAACAGCUGCACCUCUCCCGUACAGCUGGGAACCCUGGUCUCCCCACUGUCAUAUAUGGCUGCUUGGUUCUUCUGUCGCGGUGGUCCUGGGUGGGGUGGCCACAGGGCAGAGGAGGGAAGUGAGGCCAGGAAGCCAAGUAAAGUUGACUGCAAAUGAGCAUCUAAGUCAGGGAGGGUUUUUAAGCAGGGGCCAAUGUCCUGUAAGUGAAAAAGCAAGAUAAGUGUCCUUGGGAUCUGUGGGGCGGGAGGCAAGUCCACAGAGCAGCCGGAAGUGCAGGC